This is a messenger RNA of Populus euphratica (Euphrates poplar), 2147 nucleotides long. Its product is annotated as probable inactive receptor kinase At2g26730. Lineage: Eukaryota; Viridiplantae; Streptophyta; Magnoliopsida; Malpighiales; Salicaceae. The record is from RefSeq and is a predicted model, not a curated record. Gene Ontology annotation, molecular function: ATP binding; protein kinase activity. Gene Ontology annotation, biological process: protein phosphorylation. The transcript has 5 exons. The coding region runs from base 114 to 2132 and encodes 672 amino acids.
AAUUGUCUCUGCUGGAAAAUCAUGGCUGCUGGUCCGUUAUGUUCCUGUGUCAUUCUCAAUGAUGUCUGAAAUAAGGAGACAUCCAGAUAUUAUUGUUCCAGGAGGUUCUACUGAUGAUUGGGGGUUUAAGCAUUUGCCGACAGACCUUUGCAGGGUUAACCUUGCCGGAGAUUUUGUGUUUCGUGGUCACAUUUCUAGAUACUUUUGAGAAGAUGAGCAAAGCAAAUCAAAGAGCGUCACUCCUUUGGUGUCUUCCAUAUUCAGUAAGGGGUGAGGAUGGUGAAUCCUUGCACAAGUUCUUGAUUAAUACAAAAUUACAGAGAAAGGUGAUCGAUUUAAAACGUGCACACAAUUUUGGGAUUGAUUCUUCUGAUCUGGUACAAGAGCACAUGAAUACAGGUGCUGUGGACGAACUUCCCCUACAGGGAACGUUCCGUCCAGAAGAUCCAGCUCUAACCGUGUGUCAAAGUUUGCGUGAUAAGAAUAGAGAUUCCUGGAAAACAGUGAACUUAUCUAGACGUUUCUAUCUACCCCCUCUGAAUGAUGAGGUCUUACGACAGGGGAGAAAAUGGGCCCGUUUCUAUUGUCGAACAGACAAUUAUGCCUUCAGUUUACGAUUUGGUGCAUCUGAUUCACUGAAUGGCACAAAAUUGUUGCAAGUCUUGUUUCCUCCUCACACUGAUCUUCUUUCUUUUCAGAUAAGAGAUUCGGUCAGUUCUACUUUGGAUUUGCAUGGAAAUUGGACUGGACCCCCUUGUCACAAAAAUUCCAGUCAAUGGUCAGGCAUUUCUUGUUCUAAUUGGCAUGUGGUUGGUCUUGUGCUUGAAGGAGUCCAGCUCACAGGCUCCAUUCCUGAUACUGAUGUCCUUCGGAGGUUCUCAGAGAGCUCCUAUGAUCAUAACUCAAAUCUCUGCGGCAUUCCAUUGGAACCAUGCCCAGUUCCGCCUCCUGCUCCACUUGUGCCGCCUCCAUCUCCUCCUGUAAGUCCACCACAGAACAAGAAAAGGAAGCUUCCAAUUUGGAUCAUUGCCUUGAUUGUGGUUGUAGUAGCUCUUGUUCCGUUGAUGGUCAUGUUUGUUUUCUUGUGUUGUUAUAAGAAGGCACAAGAAGUGGAAACACCAAAAGAACGGCAGGCAGGGGAUGAUAGUUCACCAGAGUGGACAGACAAGAAAAUGCCGCAUUCUCAAGGCACUGAGGAUCCUGAAAGAAGAAUAGAGUUACAAUUUUUUGACAAGAAUAUACCUGUUUUUGACUUGGAUGAUUUACUAAGAGCAUCUGCGGAAGUGUUAGGAAAGGGGAAGCUUGGGACGACGUACAGUGCAAACCUGGAAUCAGGUGCUGUUGUUGCUGUUAAGAGAGUAAAGUACAUGAACAGCUUGAGCAAGAAGGAAUUUAUUCAGCAGAUGCUGCUGCUGGGAAGGAUGAGGCACGAAAACCUUGUGCAUAUCAUCUCCUUUUACUAUUCCAAGCAGGAAAAGCUGAUUGUCUAUGAGUUUGUACCAGAUGGAAGUUUAUUUGAGCUGUUGCAUGAGAAUAGAGAAGCUGGUAGAAUCCCUUUGAAUUGGGCUGCAAGACUGUCAAUAAUCAAAGACAUAGCGAAGGGUAUGGCUUUCCUUCACCAGUCAUUACCUUCGCACAAGGUCCCUCAUGCCAACCUCAAAUCAUCUAAUGUGUUAAUCCACAGAGAUCGCCAAAGUUACCAUUCUAAGCUCACAAACUAUAGCUUCUUGCCUCUGCUGCCUUCUCGGAAAUCAUCCGGAAGACUAGCUAUUGGCAGGUCACCAGAAUUCUGUCAAGGGAAGAAGCUAACACACAAGGCUGAUGUAUACUGCUUUGGAAUCAUCCUUUUAGAGGUCAUAACUGGGAAGAUUCCAGAAGAGACUUCCCCAGCAGGAAACGAAGAAAAAGUGGAUGAUCUUUCUGAAUGGGUUAGAAUGGUAGUGAAUAAUGAUUGGUCAACAGACAUAUUAGAUGUAGAGAUAUUGGCUUCAAGUGCAGGGCAUAAUGAGAUGUUGAAGCUGACAGAGAUAGCUCUGCAGUGUACAGAUAUGGAACCAGAAAAACGACCUAAGAUGAGUGAAGUAUUGAGAAGGAUAGAAGAGAUUGAUCGAACAAACCAAGAAAAUGACUAGAAAGAGACUGUUUUG